Messenger RNA from Centropristis striata (black sea bass), 576 nucleotides. RefSeq names its product scavenger receptor cysteine-rich type 1 protein M130-like. The record is from RefSeq and is a predicted model, not a curated record. Lineage: Eukaryota; Metazoa; Chordata; Actinopteri; Perciformes; Serranidae. The coding region runs from base 52 to 540 and encodes 162 amino acids. The transcript is spliced from 2 exons. Gene Ontology annotation, cellular component: membrane.
UGUGGCUCUGCUGUUUCUGUAGCACGGAGAAAGGAGUCCUCAGAGAGAUCUAUGUGGAGGAUCAGGUCUGACUGUGUUCAGUCUGGAUCUGCUCUGAGGGAGUGUGUAACAUCUUCAUACUCUUCCUCCUUCCUGGAUCUCACCUGCUCAGACUCUGUCAGGCUGGUGAAUGGGAUCAGUCUGUGCUCAGGCAGACUGGAGGUGAAGUCUGACCAGUCUAACCAGAGCUGGUCCUCAGUGUGUGAAGCUGACUUUGACCAGCAGGAUGCAGAGGUGGUCUGCAGGGAGCUUGGCUGUGGGGCUCCUUCAGUCCUCCAGGGGGCGCUCUAUGGAGAAGUGGAGACUCCAAUGUGGACCAAAGAGUUCCAGUGUGGAGGAAAUGAGUCUGCUCUCCUGGACUGUAGAAGCUCAGGCUCAGAUAGAAACACCUGCUCACCUGGCAGAGCUGUUGGACUCACCUGCUCAGGUAGAAGAGGUGCUGCAGCUUUCAUUUGGUUAAUUUCUGUUCUGAUGAAACUCACUUUAUUCUUUUACCGAUGACUCUCUUGUUUCUGGUCAGAGUCUGAUAGUUUCAGG